Bombus pascuorum is the source of this 2115-nucleotide messenger RNA. RefSeq lists its product as uncharacterized. The record is from RefSeq and is a predicted model, not a curated record. The transcript has a single exon. Lineage: Eukaryota; Metazoa; Arthropoda; Insecta; Hymenoptera; Apidae. Bases 1 to 2115 code for a protein of 704 amino acids. Gene Ontology annotation, molecular function: zinc ion binding; nucleic acid binding.
AUGAGACAGGAGUGGAUCUCGGAAGGCAGAUCGGAGGACGAGGAGUCAAUGGCCUCGGUCACCUCGAGGGGCAAAAAGAGGAAGAUAACAAAAGUGACUCCAGAGGUGUCGGACCGAUUGAGGAACGUCAUCCAAGAGUCCUCACCGAGAGACGUGGACGUCGAAGUACGGCGACAUCAGGCCGAGGUCCUGAGGGUGGCGGCGACGUCCUCCAACCUCAAGGGGACGUACGUCAAAACCCUCAAGGAGGCAGUCGAGUACACCGUCGCGGCAUGGUCCCAUCAAACAACCACCUCCCGGGUGCCAGACUUCCUGGAAGAAAGGAAGAAGAGGGAGGCAUUGGAAAGAGAGGUGGAAGGCCUAAAGAGGGGGAACGAGGAACUGGAAAGAAGAAUAAACAGGUUCCUGAAAGGAACGGCCGGGACAGCGGCGCCGUCCCCGACGGAGGCGCAGGCUCCCCGGAGCAGCGGGAGGGCCAAGGAGGACGUCAGGUCGGAGAUAGAGACGCUGAAGAAGUCGAUAUGCAGCCUCGGCCCAUCCCUGUUGGGGACCCUGAGGGAAGAGCUCAGGGAAGCCCUCAGGGAAACGGGCCUGCCGAGACAAACGACAGGAGGGAGCAUCAGCGGCAACAAAGAUCGGACGACGAUGCAGCAGACGGCGUGCCCGAAGCCUCCCCAACAACCCCCGCAACCCUCCCAACCCUCUCAACGGCGAGCGGGACAGGGACAGGAGACGGACGGGGAAUGGAGGACCGUGGUCUCGCGGAAGGCGAGACAGAAGGUGAAAAGGAAGGCCAGGGAACAGAGGAGGAAAGAAGCGGGCUACGGUGCCCCCCUCCCCAUCGCGCCCCAAACAAACAGGGCGGGAUCGGUGGUGGGACCAGCCGGGCAACCGCCAAGGACGACCCCCGCCACAUUAGGUGGAGGGGAAAGGAGGAAACAAAGAAACGGAGAGAAGGCAGGAGCCCAACCGGCGAAGCGGACGUACGCGACGGUGGCGGGCAGGGCAGGAUCGGCGGUCGUGCGGCCAGCACUCCCCCCCCCAACGUCAUCGGCGGUAACGCUCACGCUGAGGGACGGGGCUCCGAAAACGUACGAGGAGAUCCUGGCGGAGGCGAGACGGGACAAGACCCUCCAGAAGUGCGGACUGGAGUACAUCCAAACGAGAAAGGCGGCGACCGGGGCCAUGGUGAUCAAUAUCCUGGACGACGCCGGCAUGAGCAAGGCCACGCAGUUGGCGUCGCGAUUAGCGGGGGUAUUAGACCCCUCCACCGUCAGAGUAUCAGUCCCGGUACCGACGGCCGAGAUCAAACUGGUGGGGGUCGACAUAUCCCUGAACGAAGAGGAACUGCUGGAAGAGCUGUCCAGGGCGGCGGACUGCCAGCCCCGCGACGUCAAAGCGUGGAACGCGGGAACAUCCAGAAGCGGCAUGGGGAUAUUUUACGCCAAGUGUCCCGUGGCCGGAGCCCGUAAACUGGCUCAAGCGGGGAAGGUCACACUGGGGUGGACCAGGGCAAAGGUGAUCGCACUCCCCAGGAGACCGCUCCAGUGUUACCGAUGCUUGGAGGUGGGCCACAUGGCGGCGAUGUGCGUCUCUCCGGUGAGAAGAACCCACCUGUGCUUCCGGUGCGGAGAAGAGGGGCACAGGGCGAGGAAUUGCACGGCCGCAUCGCCGAGAUGCCCCAUCUGCGAGGCAAAAGGAGCCCCGUCCAAACACAGGAUGGGAAGCGCGGCGUGCAAACCACCGGAGGUAGGACCAUCGGGAAGGAGAAGGGCGCGGAGAUCGGCGAUGGCCAAGGCAGCAGAGGCCACGGCGACAACCACGAUCAAGGGCGUCACCGGAGCCGCGGAGCAGGCCAGCCUGUCGGGCAACCCACCAGUCGGAGGAAAGGAUAGCACCAUCGGAGUGAGUGGCCCGGGGGAGGCCACGGAGGUGACACCGAGUAAAUUCCGGGUCCUCCAGUGUAACUUGGGCAGAGCCGGAAGGGCUCAGGACCUGCUCCACCAGUCCAUCCGGGAAAGCAAGACCGACGUGGCGGUGGUGGCGGAGCCGUACAACAUCCCCGCAUCCCCCCAAUGGGCGGGAGAUCUAAGCGGAUGGGUCGCCAUCACCUGA